GGUGAUUGGAAGACCCGGCUGGCGAUCCGAAUUCGCGGAUUCGACACGCCGCGGUUCCCGAUCCAUAAUAUGGCGUACAAGUUUCGCGAAGAGAUCGUGGGAAAGAGGUUUCUCUCGGUGAGUGGUUUCACCAAGCUAAAGGUGAAUAAGAUCAGUGAGUGGGGGUGGCGUGCAGGGGUGAUUCGUGCUGCCAGUCACAGGGAUAACGGCUGUCAUGAUCUUCAGAUCCUCGUAGAAUACGACGACGUAGAGUGGCAACGAAGGGAAUGGCUAUCGCCGCACAGGGACGCGGUGUUCUCGUUCUUCUUAGUGGAAAAGGGUCUGAAUUGGGCCGAGCGACCUGACCCCAGGCAUGCCAGCCUUAUCGCCAUCGAUCACCACAAUCACGCGAAUAAUAACCACCAGCAUCAUCGUAUCAACGGGAAACCCCUGAGGGGUGCCACUGCUGUCGCGAACACGGUCGCCUGGCCGGCUCUAACUUUUUACCCCCUGGUGGCGCGUGCAGAGCUACCGGAAGACACGAUGCCCCUCGAAUUCAUGCAGGAUCGAAGGCUUGACUUCGUCGACUACUCGAAGCUGAAGCCGUUCACACAAGACUGGGAGUUGACGAAGGGCUCUGUGCCCUGGGCGUGCGCUGUUAGGCGAUGGGCAGAGAUGCAGGACGGACAGAGAAUCUUGCUGACCACGCCGAGCGUCCUGGUCGGUUUCAGGGUCGAAGUUUAUCGUGCCGAGGGCACCACACAAUGGUACACUGCCGUCAUCGUCGGUUACAACGAGUCCACCAAGGACUUGACUGUCACCGACGACACAGUACUCGAGGACCACAACGAGGACCCCAGCCUAGUACAAAUGCGGCUGAUUGGCGACGGAGUUGUCGAGAGCAUCAUGAGAGGCGAGGUCGUCGGCAUGACACCGAGGAGGUCGAGGUCAUCGACUGCUCUGACGCACGCGCUUGUUGUGCCACGACCUGGAAGGAGGCCCCGUGGACGUCCUGGAAACGCCACACAGCUGCAAACUACGCCCAGGAUACAGAGCCCCAUUUCGCAGCAUCUCGAGAAAGAGAAGAACACCGCGCGCAACAACCGUCGGAGACGCGUUAGCGAAGGUGCCAGUCGCGAGAGGUUGGAGAAAGACACUAUCGAGACCAACCUAUCGACGCGACAGGAAGACCGAGAGAACAAGGGUCCACCCCCAGGCAGGCCCAGCAAUCGUAUUCCGCGAACAGUGUUAGAAGAAGCGAAUAGCGCGUCGAGUAGCGCCGCGAAAUUGCGAAAACGGGCCACUACCACUGUGGUAAAGAGUCCCGUCGAGAAUCCUUCACACAGGCCUGUACGACGAAGACCAAGGCCAGCUGGUGGCCAAGACACGAAAACAGAGCCCGAUGGUCUCGAUCACUCUAGCAUCGCAAAGUCUCCGGAGAAAGAAGAACGUCUGAGCAAUAGAUCAGACGAGGAGGAUCGCGUUGGAGAAGAAGACGAGGAAGAGCAGGAACACUACGAUCCCCUGACCAAGAGGCUCAGGACAAGUCCAAUAAGUUGUAGUAGGAAGCUCAGAUCGGAACGAAAGGGAGGGGGGAAGGGUUGCGAGGAAACCGCGUCAGAUCAAGAGGAAACAGAAGGACAAGAGAGGAAGCGGCAGGACGUGGGCGAAGGAGAGGACGAUAAGCUCGAGGAGAACGAGGAGAGUCAAUCUAGAGAGCGGGACAGGGAACCGGAGCCGCCACCUCCGAACAAAGUAGACCCUGGAGGCGACACGGUUCUCGAACAGAAGCAAGCGGACGCUUCGCAUCAGGAGAGGAACAAGGGCAAGGAACAGGUGUCCGUGAAUGGAUCGUCGGUGUUCGACGAGAAAGCCAGCGUCCUUCUCGAUGUUGGCGCGACGCUGCUGAAGCCCGCGUCCAACUCGAAGUCUAAGAAAAGCGCCGAGGAGGAAGAGGUGGAGGAGGUACAGGAGGAAGAAGAGGAGGAGGAGGGGGAGGAGGACGAGGAGGAGGAAGAAGAACGGGAGGAACCAGAGCGGAUACACGAAGAACAUCGAGAAGAGGAGCAAGAAGAGGAAAGGCCGAGAAGAACUGAGCUGACUACCGAGCUAGGCACGGAGGAUAGCGUGGGUAGCGUGAGCGGCGCGAGGGCGGCGAGCGUCGAAUCCGUGGUCGAGCUGCUGGAGUCGAGCAGUCAGGACUCAGGCUCCGUGCUGGAGAGGCUGAGUCCGCUUAGUAGCAGCGGCGGCGGCGGCUCAGGCAGGCAGAGCCUGCUCCUGGAGCAGCAGAGGGAGCAGGAGCGGAACAGGCACAACGAGAGUCCUGUCAUCCUAGCCGAGAGGCUGAACAAGCCGCCACCGCCGGUCGCUGGUCACCAUCACCACCACCUGCAGCCCUACCAGCAGCAUCAUCAUCAACAACCGCCGCCGCAUCAUCACCAGCAACGUUAUUCUACCGGUAGUCCUGUAAUCCACCAUCAUUCUCAGCAGCAGCAGCAACAGCAUCAUCAUCAUCAGGCUCAACAGCAGCUACACCAGCACCAGGUAGUGAGUAGUCCGCAUCAGCAGCACCAGCCCCCGCAUCAUCACCAGCUGACCUCAUCAGGCCUCCUCGAGGUGCAACAGCAGUCUCACACAUCGAGGGGCGGCGAUGAGGCCGGCCUUAUGGAAGUGGAGGCCGGGGCCGGUAUACCUGGAAGCGGUGUGCUCGCUGGUGUGCCUGCAGCGGUGGGCAUUCGAGUCGCGACCGGCAACGCGGCCGCGAGCGGAACUUAUGGCGACAGCGGCUCUGACAGCGGGGUAAGCUCCCUGAGGAGCGCUGGCUCGGGCGACGAGAGAACCGCUGCCGCCGCGACGCCGGCCAGGGUUUGGCACGUGCAGAGUGUGCAGCACACAUCCCUAUUGAUGGCGCAUCCUCAGCCACCGCCUAGUGCCGGGCCUAGUUCCGCGGCUGUGGCCGCUGCCACGGCCCCACCGGUUGGAUACCAGAAUCCUGCACCGCCGCCAGGCCAUCAUCAUGCCGCCGUCGCGUCCGAAAUGCACUGGAGGUCGCAGAGGUACCCACCCUUGCCGCAUUCUUUGCUGGUACCUGCGCAACCUACCACUGAGGAGAUCGUAGAGAGGGAAAGGAUGCUUCGGGAGCGGCGAGAAGCGGAAGCAGCAGCCCGGCUGGAGAAACGUGAACGCGAGAAGGAGGCCAAGAUGGAGAGGGAGAGGCUCGAGAAGCAAAGGGCCGCCGAGCAGGCAGUUCACAAGCACUUCGAGGAGUCCUUCAGGCUGGCACAUCAAAAGGUGCCUUAUGCUCCGCAGAGAAACAUGCAAUCGACCUCGAUGGCGUGGAACACGUUCAUCCCACUGCAACCGCCAGGAAGCAGGACGCACUCUGCGCCGCAUUCCGGAAUGACAACGCACGUGAGCCAUCAUCAUCUGGGGCCAGGUGCGGCCGCGGCACAUCCAGUGACGGUCGCGCAGCAACAGCAACGCGAACGGGAAGAACGGGAACGUGAGGCGAGAGAAAGAGACCCGAGGGAGCAGAAGCAAACCGAGAACUUGGGGAUAAGGGAACACCUGGCUGCGGCCGAGAGACUGCACUGGCAGGCCGAGGCUAGGGACCACGUCGUCGCAGCGGCGCAGCAGAGGGCCGCUUAUUAUGCAGCCACAGCACCUCCGACUCAACAGGUGCCUCGACCGUCGAGCGUACCUGGUAAAGUCGACUACCCACCACCACCGGCACACUCGAGGACGUCCAAGUCUUCGCUUCCCGUUGGUAGUCUCCUCGAGAAACCUCCAUCGGUGAUAGGAUCGUCGCACAGUUCCCUCCCAAAGGUCGAGCCUAACGUAGGUCUGUUCAAUUACUCGUCGUACCAGCCACAAUCAUCGUACAUGCACGACAUUAAAGUGAAGAGCGACGCGGUGGGCCAACCACACAAGUCUCUAACUAACAAAGGUGGCUUGGCAGGCGGUCUCGAAAGGGACCACCACGGCCGGGAGGUUCUCCAGAACCCACCAACCCUCCUAUCAGACCACAAGAGCUCAGUGAUAGUGAAGAACGAGGGUAGGGAACUGCCAAAGGCACAACAGCACUCGGCCAGUCCGAAGAUCAUGCCCUAUCUGAACGUGCAGUCGGUGCCUCCGCAGCACAAGCCGUACGAGUACAGAAGCCCCACGCAAAGUCCUCACCAUCUUCACCAUCUGGAUAGCCUCCAGGCGGCGAAGAGCAUACCUCAGAGCCACCACAGGAACAGUAGCGGGCCCACGACCACGACACAGUUACCCAGUCCCCAUGGGCAUCCACCGCCACACUCGCACAAUCGACAGUCGCCACACGCCCAGCAUCCUCAUCAGCCACCGCAUCCGUCGCCACCAGAGCCGCGGUAUCUGACCAGGCCGGAACCGGCGGGGCUACCUUUUGCUACUGCCAAGCCCUCGUAUCCGUAUCCACAUCCGCAUCCGCAUCCGCCCACGGCUUCGCCGACCUCACACUACACCGCGCCGGCCGGUUCGAAGCCGAAAGUCAGCAGCCCAGCGCCUCCACACAUCUACGGGAAGCCGAAUUCCGGUAUCAUGACCGGAACACCGGUCUGCAGAGCCUCGGAACCUGCAGUUGCAGCACCCUUACCUCUCACCUCGAAGGCGGGCAGCUCGCCUUACCAGCAAGUGCCUCACCAUCAUGGGGCGCCACCUCCACCUCUGCCUCCACCAGCGCACAGCAGGUCCGUCUACGAUCCCAGGGGAUACACGGGUUCCAUGCCUGCAGCCAAGCUACCACCGCCUCCUCUACACGGUUCUCCGCCGACAGCAGCCUCCGCGCCACUAUCUAGGCCCAUUGUCGCCCAUCCUGCUCAUCACACGAGUCCUCAUCAACAACCUGGACAGACUGUACAGCAGCAGCACGUUCAGCCCCAAAUCAACGCGGCCUUUCAAACUCAGCCGUUGGAUUUAGGUGUUGAAAGGUCUGGUUCGCCUAAGAGAAAGGCACCUACACCUUCGUUGACAGAGAAUCAUCCCGGUCAACCUGUUUCUUUGGAGGUAUGCAAGAAACGCAGGACCGAGGAACCACAACCGUUGUCCCUACAAUGCGUAGGACCGCCUGUACUGUCGAGAGUGAGUGAACCAAGUCCACUAAUCGCCUCAGCAGCCACCUCGAUCACUACUGUGGUAAACACGGCUGCUCUACUUGCUCAACCGAACAUGCAGACAAAUCAGGAGCGUAUCGUGACCGCCGCGGUCAGUCCAGCACCAAGAACGGCUAGUGGAGAUGGCUCUGUGAGACCAGCUAGCACUGGCAGCGUCAGCUCUUUGAACCCUACUGUGAGUGCAGCGCCUAGCCCAGCGCCCAUACCCAGUCCAGCGCCUUCCACGGCGCCCAGUCCAGCGCCCAGCGCACCUGGCACCCCAGCCAAGGUUACUAAUCCUAGUACAGUAGACAGUGAGAAGUCCAACAGUCCAGCACCUAGACCACCUAGUAGUACCAGUUAUCCUGUGCACAAGCUGAAAAAGGCUUGGCUGCAGAGGCAUUCUGGCGAGGAUGGUACAGAGGACACCACGGGGGUCGUGGGAAGUGGAUCGUGUGUCACGUUACCCAUGAACAUCUCCCAAGCACCCUCGCAAUCGCUCAAUAACAAGGAACGAGACGCAUCCUCGAACGUUUCUAGUAACGCGACUACCACCUGCCUGCCUAGCGCUGUUAAUUCCAUUCACAAUAUUGGCAGCAUGGCGGUGAAUAGUAUCAAUAAGAGUAAGGUGACCGCAAAAAGCAGUCGUAAAUCAGCGAAUAAAGAAUCCUUGAAUGGCCACGCCACUGACACGAAGACGUUACAAGAAGACUCGUCCAGCAGCGACCCGGAGAGAAAGUCGCCGCCAAAGAGGAAACCACCCAAGGUAAAACGAAAGAAGGGCGUCGCACGGAGGCAGCAAACGACCGCGGAAGAUCAGCGGAGGCGGAAAGAAGACAAGCAAGGCGGAGGAGCCGGUGUAGGCAGCGAGUCUAGCAACGAGAGCGAGGCUGGUUCGGCCAGUGAUACAAGCGAACAGUUGGGUUCCAUUCAACCUACGUCGAGGGUGCGGCAUACCACGGCCAAUUCCAACAAUUCCUCGGGAAACGGAAACAAUAAGGAACCCAGGAAACGAGGCAGAAGACCAAAGACUACGAAGGGGAAUGAGUUAGGGGGCGAAGAUCAGCAACCUCGUCAAAAAAAAGAACGUAGAGACGACAGCGCCAGCGGUGGUAACAACGGACCUGGCGGUAGCGGUGGUAGGGGUGAUCCCUUUCGUAGACCUCCGAUAUCACAACUAAAGAAAACCGGUGAUAGUUGGUUGCAAGACGGUGCUUGUUUCGAAGUCGCCCCGAAGUUGGCUAAAUGUCGUGAGUGCAGAUGGACACCGCACCAGCGCUCCAAAAACCUUCCACAAAAUAUUUUCUGCAGAUUUUAUGCAUUCCGUAGAUUACGGUACACGAAAAAUGGACAGUUGGCUAUAGCAGGAUUUAGCGACCCGCACAAGGAUGCUUCUGAGGUAGAUCUUCGGUUAUGGUUACCAGGAAAGGACAGUUCCGACACGAAGAAAGACGAAAAGUCCGACAAAAAUGAUAAAGACAAAGGGGAUAAGGAAGAUCUAGAUUUGGAAAUGGCUCACAGAUUACUUCGUCAAGUUGGGGAUCAAUUUUGUGAUCUGUUGCAUCAGGAGAAGGAUGCUCUCCAACAGCACAUGGCAGAAGCAAGUUCGGGACUUGUAGACGGAACAGUAGCUUGGAAGCGAGUGGUCCAGGGUGUCCGAGAGAUGUGCGACGUCUGCGAGACGACCUUAUUCAAUUAUCACUGGGCUUGCGGUAAAUGCGGCUUCGUUGUGUGCAUCGAUUGUUACAAGGGGCGCAAGAACGGGACGAUCAAGAUUUGGGGAGAGAGUGGAAAGGAUAGAGACGAUUUUUCGUGGCUGUUGUGCACCAACAGACAAGUACACGAACCUGAACGACUUAUGCUCACGCAAAUUAUUGCUGGCGAUAGCUUGAUACGUCUCGGGCAACGAUUACACGAAUGCAGGGCAGAAUGGGGAAUCCCCCAACACUGUGGUUGUUCCCUUGUCGUUCAGACUCCCCCCAAUGAAUAUCUGAGAAACAUGAUAAAGGGUGAUUCGAUGCCGGUUCUGAAUGGUAACGUAAAACAGGAAGUGAAAGAAGAGAAAAAAGUGAACGAAUCAAACGGUUCGUCGGAGAACAAAACUAACGGAGAGGAUAAAAAUUCUCCGCUAAAUUGGCUGGCAGAUGUGGCACUGCAAAAUCAGGAUAAAAACGAAAGUGGUUCUAGUUCAGAUUCUGACGAGGAUCGAGAUGGAAAUUAUUCGACUCUCAGAGAACUACUCAUACGACCGUCCCACAAAUCAAACGGCAGUGGCUCCAGGUCAAAUUCACCCACGAACAAUUCAGGAAAUGUUAACGUUACUUCGUCUGGAAACAACGCGCAGAACAAUGUAGCGAAGUCUGGAAAGAAGUCUAAAAUGGAUACCUUGGACGAGGUAAUCUCCAGCGUGAUCGAGCACAGCGUGAAGAAGGAGAGAGAAGGUGGACUGGUGGACGACGAGAAACCCAGAGAACUGAAACACUUCGUCAGAAGAUACAAAUGGACGCAAAAAGGAAGGGAACCAUUGCCGAUCAGGAUUAUGACGCUGACCGAAAGCAAGAGCCUCUACCCUGACGUGCCGCACUCUUGGCUCUGUGACGGCAAGCUGCUCAGGUUAAACGAUCCGAACAGCCCCAACAAUUACAGAAUAUUUCAGGAUCAGUGGAAACGAGGACAGCCAGUCAUCGUGUCGGAUGUCGCGAAAUCUUUGGACAUGAACCUCUGGCACCCUGACUCGUUCGCCAGAGACUUUGGAGACGAGAAAAACGAUCUGAUCAAUUGCAUGACUGGAAAUCUGGUACCGAAUCAACCUAUGCGUAAAUUCUGGGAAGGAUUCGAGCAUUUCUCGAAGAGAUUGAAGGAUGAGAGGGGGAAUCCUAUGUUGCUGAAGUUGAAGGAUUGGCCACCUGGUGAGGACUUUGCGGAAUUAUUGCCAUCGAGAUUCGCGGAUUUAAUGAAGGUGCUGCCAUUAUCGGAGUACACGCAUAGAAAUGGAAGAUUGAAUCUAGCCAGUCGUCUACCAGACUGCUUCGUGAGACCAGAUUUAGGUCCCAAAAUGUAUAACGCUUAUGGUUCUGCUCUCCAUCCAAACAAGGGCACGACCAAUCUUCACCUAGACAUUUCUGAUGCAGUUAAUGUGAUGGUUUACGUAGGAAUUCCAAAAGAUGCUGACAACGACGAACACGUCAAAGAAGCACUAAGGGCGAUAGACGAAGCCGGCUGUGAUAUUCUGACACGACGACGUGUUCGUGAACGAGGAGAAGCCCCAGGCGCGCUGUGGCACAUCUAUGCAGCUCGAGAUGCCGACAAAAUUCGGGAUCUUUUGAAUGCGGUGGCUUUGGAGCGUGGAGCUCGCUUAGAACCUCAUCACGAUCCAAUCCAUGAUCAGAGCUGUUAUCUCGAUGGACCUUUGCGAGAGCGGCUGUACCGCGAAUACGGUGUCGAAGGAUACGCUAUCGUACAGUGUCUAGGCGACGCUGUGUUCGUGCCAGCUGGUGCCCCUCAUCAAGUCCGUAAUCUUCACAAUUGUAUAAAGGUAGCCGAAGAUUUCGUAUCUCCAGAGAACGUUUCCCAUUGCUUCCACCUGACCCAAGAAUUCCGCGCGCUCUCUGACACGCACACGAACCACGAGGACAAGCUGCAGAUCAAGAACAUAAUCUAUCACGCCGUGAAGGAUUCCCUGACCGUUCUGAGUAACGUGAAGGAAGAGACUCUUGCCAAGCUGAAGGCGAAUAACGAGAUGAAGAAAGAGGAGACGUAGCCCUAGGCCCCCUGUCGCGCUCGUAAGAGCCGUUGAUCGUUGUUUGAUUAAAGUCUCUCGCUAUAACUAGUGAGUGCAGAAACCUGUUGCCGGCCGGCCCUGUCUCGUCCUCCCGAGUCGGCGUGUACGCGUCUGGAUCAGAAUCGGGAAGACACAGGAGGAUGAUUAAAUAUCUAAGAUGCUCCGGAAGCCUGUUUAUAAUCGAGGUGCAAGAAUUUGUUGUGAUAUUUGACGAGUAACUCAAAAGUUUGAUAAUUUCUUUCGGGUAUUGGCUGAGCCAAUGAGAUUAUUCGUUAUUUCAUUUUUUCAAUUUUUCCUUUUUCACAUGUAACGUGUAACAUUGUUCUUUCCUUUCUCUUCGAGCAACGUCGUGCUUGGCGGACAUGAAAUCCGCGAGUGAUUUUCUUUUUCCUUUUCAUUCAAUUGAAAAAUAAAAAUAUGGAAUUAGUGGGCGGAACACGUCGUGCUCGCCACACGUCCAUUGUCAUUGUGAUACCAUACGAAGGGGGACUUUUUGGAUCAUACAUUAUUUGUAAUUACUUAUAU
Messenger RNA from Habropoda laboriosa, 9399 nucleotides. RefSeq lists its product as uncharacterized. Gene Ontology annotation, molecular function: transcription coregulator activity; histone H3K9 demethylase activity; chromatin DNA binding. The record is from RefSeq and is a predicted model, not a curated record. Lineage: Eukaryota; Metazoa; Arthropoda; Insecta; Hymenoptera; Apidae. Gene Ontology annotation, biological process: regulation of transcription by RNA polymerase II. The coding region runs from base 70 to 8853 and encodes 2927 amino acids. Gene Ontology annotation, cellular component: histone deacetylase complex; chromatin. The transcript is spliced from 21 exons.